GAGCUAGCUAGCCAGUUGUUUUGGGAGAAGAAGAAAAGGGCUACAAGCGGAAGACACACCGGAUUUGGUUUCGGGUAGAAUUCGGUUUAUGGUCCUGGUUUAGUUUUUAAUACAUUUCGAAUAAUGUCGACCCCGGCAAGGAGACGGCUUAUGAGAGAUUUUAAAAGACUUCAAGAAGAUCCUCCCACCGGUGUGAGUGGAGCACCAUCAGAGAACAACAUCAUGCUUUGGAACGCAGUUAUUUUUGGGCCUGUGGGAACACCGUUUGAAGAUGGAACGUUUAAGCUGCUGAUAGAGUUUUCAGAGGAGUACCCAAACAAGCCUCCCACAGUUCGAUUUGUCUCCAGAAUGUUUCACCCAAAUGUUUACGCAGAUGGCAGUAUAUGUUUAGACAUCCUUCAGAACCGCUGGAGUCCCACAUAUGAUGUGUCGUCCAUACUCACCUCCAUCCAGUCGUUGCUGGAUGAGCCAAACCCCAACAGCCCGGCCAACAGCCAGGCCGCACAGCUCUAUCAGGAAAACAAGCGGGAGUAUGAGAAGAGGGUGACGGCCAUCGUCGAGCAGAGCUGGGUGGACGUCUGAGCGUCUCUUGCUCGCUACUCCUUCCCCUCCAUCACUCUGUCUUCAUCAUCCCAGUACUUCAGUCUCUCAUUUUUACCUCAUCAAGAAGAAAAAAAAAACAGCAACUAUAUCAGAAGAACUCAAGUGCCACCAUGAAAAAAGAUACCCAGAGAACAACCAAACCUGAAUGGACAUUAUCUUGCUUGCCAAUACAUUUGAGCAAAAUGAGGGAGGGGAUAUCAAUCUUAUAUUUGUGUUUCUUGUCCUUAAUUUUCCUUUUUUUAUUGCAUGAUGUGAAAUAAGUUAUUGCUAACAGAAUUUGUAAUAUAUCUUUGUUGUUUGGAUGGAUUGAUGCUGUUAGUGUUUGAGUUUUACAUUUUUAUUCUUUUGGAAACUUUCCUCUCUUUCUUUUAUUUUUAUUUUUUUAGCAAUGUUUCCUGGUAUGAACACAACUUGGCUGUUUGGAGAGGGCAGCUUGAUGACCAAAUCAGUAUAUUUUAAUGUAAUGGAAAAUAACAACCCAGAACAACUCUGUCAAGUAUUGCUUUUAUUUUAAGGUCUGCCACAGAUGCAGCUGAUAAAGAACAAUGUCCCCAGUCUGUUCCAGCAGAUCUCUGUUAUUUUAGGAGACUCUGUAGGUUUUGGCUCAUAGACGUCACAGGCUGCUACAGUGCCAAGUCUCCCUUGCACUGAUGAAUCAUGAGUCCCUGGCAAGGCAGCUCUGAGCUUUUAUUUUAAUCAUUUCUGCUCCGAGGUAGGAAAUGUUAGACCGGGAGUGUUAUGAGAAAGUAAAUAUUAACACCAGGAUGAGAAGAUGAAGUUGGACUGUGAAGAACAGGACCAGAUGAAAAGGAAGAGCUGAACCCAAGAAACACUUGUGAUUUAAGUUUUCUUGUGUCAGCUUUGACAGGUAUCAUCCUUUUUAGGUGUUGACAAAGUGUGUGUAAAGUGAAGGAGGACUUGAGGAAGGGAAUUUGACUGUAGAUUUCCAUGAAGUUCAACCAUGAAAAGAGCAUUAAAGGUAAGAGGAAAAAAGCUGUGAAUUUGUAAGAGAAUGGAUUGGCAUGAAGUUGAUUAGGAGGCAUGGAUAGAUCUGCUAAGAACCUGUAUGUAGAGGUUUCCUCUGUACUUUUCUUUCCCUCUCCUGUCUGCUGUUCUUAGGCUUUCACUUUUCCACCACCUCUGACAGUCACUCACUUUGUUGCCUGUGUCGUGUGUGAGCAUAAACAAAGCAUCAGUGCUUCCUUCUUAAAUGACACUGCUGACAAAACUUGAGAAAUGAGCAGAGGAUAAAAAUACAGCAGUCCAAUCAACACAGCUGAGUGUGAAUCCUGUUUUAAUACUCUGACAUCAACUGUUGUCCCAAAGGUUCGGGUUGUUUUCAUGCCUGCAUUCAUCUCUUAUUUUAUUUUUAUGUGAUGCCCACUUAAAAGACCACUCGAGUAUAUAUAAACUCAUGACUUAACUCAGCCCCACUAGCUAAAUAAUCAACACAACAAAGGUCAUCAUAAAACAUGAGUUUCUCUUUUUUGAGACAGUAAAGGUCAUAUUGUGGCUAGUGACUUAUUUCACCUAAAAAAGGAUAUGUUAUAAAAUUUUGUGAAUUAAACAAGAAAAUGUAUACUUAUAACAAUAUGCUGUAUAAACAUAAUAAAACACAUUUUUCAGA
Messenger RNA from Cheilinus undulatus (humphead wrasse), 2230 nucleotides. RefSeq names its product ubiquitin-conjugating enzyme E2B (RAD6 homolog) (gene ube2b). Gene Ontology annotation, biological process: protein polyubiquitination; DNA repair; proteasome-mediated ubiquitin-dependent protein catabolic process. Lineage: Eukaryota; Metazoa; Chordata; Actinopteri; Labriformes; Labridae. Bases 124 to 582 code for a protein of 152 amino acids. The transcript is spliced from 6 exons. Gene Ontology annotation, molecular function: ubiquitin conjugating enzyme activity. The record is from RefSeq and is a predicted model, not a curated record. Gene Ontology annotation, cellular component: HULC complex.